This is a messenger RNA of Micropterus salmoides (largemouth bass), 2251 nucleotides long. It is a transcript of the gene bbs12, whose product is annotated as Bardet-Biedl syndrome 12. NCBI's taxonomy places the organism in Eukaryota, Metazoa, Chordata, Actinopteri, Centrarchiformes, Centrarchidae. Gene Ontology annotation, molecular function: ATP binding. The record is from RefSeq and is a predicted model, not a curated record. Gene Ontology annotation, biological process: chaperone-mediated protein complex assembly; photoreceptor cell maintenance. Bases 100 to 2055 code for a protein of 651 amino acids. The transcript has 2 exons.
CAGCAACCAGGAAACAACGCGCUUGCGCAGUGCUUAAUCGACAGGGCAGCUGGGCUGUGGAACAGACAACAUACAUUAUUAAAUUAAGGCACUCCAGUAAUGCUGGGAAGUACAAUCCUAAAACAUCGACAACAUGUUGGACUGCAGAAACUCUCAGCGCUUGCAGGAAUCACACAUUCUUCAUUGGGCCCCAAUAAAAAGUACAAGUUUGUCCAAGAUGACACGGGUGGACAGUCAGCCCUUGUGUGCUCAUGUUUUCGCAUCUUGGAGAACCUGGAGCUGACCUGCGCGGUGGGUCAGUUGGUUUACGAGACUAUUCAAGUUCACCAGAAGGUCUAUCAUACAGGGUCGGGAUCCCUGCUGUUUUUCGCAGGAGUAUGGAGCCGUGCUGCUCUGGAGUGCCUUCAGAGAGGAAUUUCAGUAGCACACAUCAUCUCAGCUAUGUCUGAAGGCAUGGAUAUAUGCUUGGAUGUUUGCAGGAAAUGCAGUGUCUCAGCUGUGGGUCUUGGUGUGGAGCAGUCAGAAAGCCGCACUGCGACAUCUCAUGCUUCAGGACUUCAGCUGUCAAAGAAACCCAUCGUGGAGGCUUCACAGGCAUCAUGCCAUCUACAAGGGACAACAAAAGUUUGUUACAAGACUCUAAAUGCCAUUGGACAAAGGAAAAUAAAGCUUAGCAGACACUUUUGUAAAGUAAAGUCUGAAAAUGUAUCCACAGAACUGCAACCUCAUCAGCCUAAGCUUCCUGACAUUGCACCCCUUGCUGAGGGAUUGAGUCAUGGUUAUGUUGAUGCAAUGAAUUUAGUUGUUGAAGCCAGCCGAAUACAGUCACAAAAUAAUCAGAAAGAUAUCAGCUGUUCCACAUUUGAUAUUACGAAAGUGGUGACAUGUGUGCUACCUGGUUUACCAGAGGACCAGGCGUGCGUUUUACCAGGCUGUGUUGUUCUCUUAUCUUCUGAACAGGCUUCAGUUGCACAUCACUUAACAGAACAGCACUUGAAGGUUGCUCUAAUUAAUGGAGAUUUAUCAGAGACCUAUCGCCAUCUUGGCUUUAAUAGGCCAGCAGGUAUACAGUGUGUGAGUGACCAGUCGGAUUUGUCAAAUUCAAGCAAAGAACAAGAGUGGAUGGAAAAGGUUGUGGCAAUUCUGUUGAACCUGAAAGUGAAGCUGAUACUGGUCAGUGGGCUUGUUGGUGAGAAAGUGAUUCAGUGCUGUCGUAAGCAUCAUAUACUUGUGGUGGGAAAAGUGAAGGCUUCUGUUUUGAAGGCAUUCGCUAAUGCAACGGGAGCUAUUCCAGUGAGCUAUACCACACAGUUGAGUAAGCACUGUGUUGGUACUGGAGUGAAGGUUGUGAUAUGGAGGGACCUCAGCAGCCAUGACAGGAAGCCUUUAACAACUGUGAAUAUUUCUACAGGUGUGAACCAUGAGUUGGUCACAGUGAUCCUCACAAGCUGUGUACAAGGCAAGCUGCAGGUUCUGGAAGACCAAUUUUGGGCAUGUGCUUAUCGUUUACACCACGUGCUGAAAGACAAAGUCCUCCUUCCAGGUGGUGGAGUGACAGAACUGCUUUGUGUUCAUCACCUUCAAAAGCAUGCAGAGCACCAUGUCAAGCAUAAUGGAAAAAAGAAUGGGGACUCAGUCCAACAAACCAAAGCAGAAACAGCAGCUAACCCUUACAGGGAUGUAGUGUUGCACCUCAUGGCAGAUGGUUUAAUAGAUUACAUAGCCACUGUCAUUGUUAACACUGGAAAGCUUUCAAAAGUCAAAGCUUGGACUGCUGUGAGCCAACAACUGCAGGACUAUAACGAAAGUCUAGACAUUACUGCUAAGUUCUCACAACUUUUCUUGGAAGGUGACCAAGAGGAUUUUUUGAUUCCCUCCCUCAUAAAGACCAGUGAAGCACCAGCAAUAAAGAUCUAUGAUAAUCUGAGUGUGAAGCAGGAAGCAUGGAGGAAAGCUUUAGAUCUGGUUUUCCUGGUUUUACAGACUGAUGCAGAGGUCAUCACAGGCAUUGACCAAAAAACUGAUGGUGCACAGGAAAAUCUGAUGGUGUUAUGACUUCCAUGUACAAUCCUGGAGAUUUGACUGUACACAACUUUGUGAAUGUUUUUUUGUUGUUGUUGUUUGUGUUUUUGUUUAUUUACUUUAAAAAAUGUGUUUGAAAUAUGAAGUUCAGUUUUUGAAUGUUACAAAGUGAAAAUAGUAUCAAGUGUGUGUGUGUGUGUGUGUGUGUGUAUAUGUAUAUGUGUAAAAA